CUCAGAUGGGGCUGAGACUGUGGCAAGGCUGAAGUCUCGGCUGGAUUUGGGGUUUUAGGUGGGUGCUCUGAGGGCCAUGCAGCCCUCUACCAGGCCUGGGCUGCCUCUGCCCAAAUACUGCAGUGUGGCCACAACCCGGAAAGCCCCUGACCUGGAUGGUGCCGCGCCACCCUGUGACCCCUUCACCUGUCCCUUUGCCACGCAGGCACCCUGGCUGCCCAUGAACUGCACACUCACCAGGUAUGCCUCUUGUCACCCAUGUUCCCACACUGCUGGUCCACCAUGGCAGGGGCUUAGCUGGCUGGGAAGAGUUGGAGAUGCUGCUGGCCCCUGGGUCCUGGCCAGGAGGGAACCUGAUGGCUUUUAUUAUCUGGCUCAGAUCAAGGCUGCUCCAGAGCUGGAGAGGCGGGGGGCCCUGGUUGUGGAAUUUGAGGCUCCCCUUGUCACAGGCCUAAAGCUGCCAGCCCAACAACGGAGAGUGGUAUUUCCAGAAGAUGUCAUUCAGUUCUCGCCAUCUGUGCCACACUCACUGCAACCAGGUGACAAGGUGCUGGCACCCUGGGAACCAGAGCAGCAGCAGUUCGGCCCUGGCACUGUUCUCUUGGGCUUGAAGAAACAAAAAGGCCAAAGAGCAUCUAAAGAAGAAGAGAUUAUUGUUCACUUCUGGAAUGGCAAGACAACUAAGGUGCCUCUAGACAGGGUCCAGUGUGUGCCCCCCACUGUCUGGAAGAAGGCUGUGGAGAGACUAGAAACACCUCACACAAGGGACUACCACAGUCCUUUUCUUUGGGUACCUCACUGCUCUCAGUUGGGACCUAACACUGGAUGCUCCACACACAAGCCUCCUCUGAACUCUUCCUUCUUAUGCCCUCCCUGCCUCUCUCAUGCCCGCUGCCAGCUUCUGUAUCAGAGCUGUUUCUGCAGCUGUCCUUUGAUGGGGCCUAGCUGGUGGCCUCUAACUGGGACCUCAGAGGUCACAACCAGAAAAUGCCCAGAGCUGGAGCUGAAGCCCACAGCUCAGCUUCUGCCCCUACAAGGUCCUAAAGAGGAGGCCAUAGCAGCGUUCAGCUACAAUAUGUCCUCCUCCUCUGAGGAAGAGAAUUCAGAGAGUCAUCUGGAGAUGGGACUUCCUGAGAGACAGAUGGUAAGCAGGGCAGUCAACACUGACCCCUUCCUUUCUGAGAAGCCGCGGCAGCAAUUCGACCCCCGCCAGCCUGAGUGGAGGUACUGGAGGAGAAAUGGGCCUGAGCCACCCCCUGGAAAACCAGUCUUGGGUUUAGGAACAAGAUGUUGCCACAAAAAGAAAAAAGACAAGGACAACCAACAGGACAGAGUGCCAGCUGCAGUUGUGGGGACUACCCAGGAGCUAGCCCUGGAAGCCACCAACAAGAAACCACAGCAGACUCAACCAGAAGCUGAACACAGACAACGAAGCCAGGCAUUAGAACAAUCAGAGGAACAAUUCCCUUAGUAGAAAAGUCCUGAGCAUCUGGGUAAAGCAGAAUGCCUGGGCAGGGUAUCCAAGGGGCUCCUUAAGUAGUUCUUCCUGGGGUCAUAUUGUUUGAGGAUGGUAAAAAUAUGGCCCCUCUCCAGAAAACCACAUACCCACUGUUUUGCAUGUGUCAGAAGAUGCAGAGGACCCACAAAGUUCAUUCCAGGCUUCCGGAAGGAUGUGCAAGGCUCCCUAUAAAGUUUCCCAAGUCAGGCAGUUUACAACCACCUGUUAUUCCAGCUCCAGGGGUCAGAUCCCCUCUUCUGGACUCUGAGGGUACCUAUACUCCAGGUGCACAAGUCCACACAUAUACACAUAAUUUUAAAAACUGGGGCUAGAGUGGACUCAUUGGUUAAGAGCAUUUGCUGCUCUUAAAGAGGACCCAGGUUUGCUUCUAGCACUCAUAUGGCAGCCAACAACCAUCUUCUGGCCUCCGUGGGUACCAGGCAUGCACAUGGUACAUAUGCAAAAUACUCAUACACACAGAAAUAAUCUUAAAAGGCAAACUGGGUAUUGUGGUUCAUGUCUGUAAAUCCCAAGAUUUGGGAAGCUGAGGCAGGAUGAUUAUUGCAAAUGUGAGGCCAGCCUAGGUGUGUACUAGGCUGGUCUGCUACUACAGUGUGAGAUCCUGUCUCAUCUUAAAAAUCAAAACAGAAACAAAACAAAAAUCUUUAAAAUUACAGUCAGCCUAUAAGAUUGAAAUUUUGGAGCUGAGGACCGAACCCAGGGCCUUGCACUUGCUAGGCAAGUGCUCUACCACUAAGCUAAAUCCCCAACCCUAAAGAUUUUUCUCCUAGAGGAAGUUAAGGAAAAUGAGGUAAACACUUGAAAAGAGGUUUUAAAAGAGCGGCUGACAAAGCCUUAACAGAAGGAGGCUGAGCACAGGCCGCAGGUGAGAAUGUCUAACAGGGCCCGCUCCCCUCCCGAGAGCUCCUGCAGGGAAGCAGCAUUUGGAAGACACCUUGUUGUGAGGGCCACAGGAGCUGGUGGUCCUGCACUGGACUUCCUGCCAGGGGCCUGCUGAACGGCUUAGGACACUUAUCACAAAAGGGGCAGGGUGUGCCCACCUGCUGUCUUCUCAUAAAGCCUACAGUUGUACAUGGGAAACAUUGUGUUUUUUUCUUUUUAAUACCAAUAAAAUGAAUUCUUUUUAGUUCCAAAUCUCUCCCUUUAUUAUCAUAAUUAACACUUAUUUGGAAAGCCAGUAGUAAGAGCUGUUCAGACAGCACCAUUACAUUAUUGU
This is a messenger RNA of Peromyscus californicus insignis, 2735 nucleotides long. RefSeq names its product chromosome unknown C11orf16 homolog (gene CUNH11orf16). The record is from RefSeq and is a predicted model, not a curated record. NCBI's taxonomy places the organism in Eukaryota, Metazoa, Chordata, Mammalia, Rodentia, Cricetidae.